AUGGUAUUCAUUGACGUUGAUCUGUGUCUAUUCGAUUUAGAUGGAACGCUAGUUAGCACUACCACGGCAGCUGAGAGUGCUUGGAAAGUAUUGUGUGCCAAGCAUCAUGUCGAUCCGCAAGAGUUAUUUAAACACUCGCACGGCUCGAGAACCGCAGAGAUCAUCGAGAGAUUCUUUCCUAACAUCGACAGUAAAGAUCCUAAUGUUAUCAUGGAAUUAGAGCUUUCGAUUGGUAAAGAUUACCUCGAUACUGUCAAACUUAUCGCAGGAGCUAAAGAAUUGUUACUUUCACUUAACCAAGGUUCAACUGAAAAUCCGGCAAAUACUGACAAUCGUCCGUGGGCGAUAGUCACGUCAGGAUCACCGUACUUGGCAUUUUCUUGGUUUGACAACAUUUUGAAAGAAGUUGGUAAACCAAGCAUCUUUAUCACAGCUUUUGAUGUAAAGCAUGGGAAACCAGACCCCGAAGGUUAUACCGAGGCCAGAAACCAACUGAGUGCUGUUCUCAAUCUGGAUUCGAGAAAAGCUCGAGCAGUGGUUUUUGAAGAUGCUCCCGUGGGAAUAGAAGCUGGAAACAAGAUCGGUGCAAUUACAGUAGGGUUAACUUCAUCGUAUCCAAAAGAACGAUUAUUCGAAGCAGGUGCUGACUACGUGGUAGAAGAUUUGACCCAUGUCAAGGUCAUUGAAAAGUCCCCAAGAGGCAUUAAGCUUGAAAUUUCAAAACCGCUGAGCCGUUAA
Molecule: messenger RNA, 738 nt
Organism: Lachancea mirantina
Lineage: Eukaryota; Fungi; Ascomycota; Saccharomycetes; Saccharomycetales; Saccharomycetaceae
Source: the annotation of a GenBank genome assembly